AUGGAUAAGCAAAAGAAUCACAAGAAUGCAGAAAUGGGGAAUGAUGUGUUCCGCAGAAUAAUUCUUAAUCAGGUUGGCAGGGACAUCGGUUUGGAGGAGGAGAACGUGCCUUGCAAUACCCCGAGAAACUCCGUUCAUUCGCGGUUUGGUGGCUCAUCUGCCAAAUUUGCUGCUUCCACCAGUGGAAGUACCGGUGCUGAGUUGGUCAGCCCAGGCGAGUAUGUCAGAGAUCCUGGAUCCAUAUUGAGCUUGCAGCCUUGGAUUUUCAAGAGGAGCAGCACGAAGAACAAUGAGGAAAUGGUGGUUCCAAGUGGUAGCAGGUCAGUUGGUAGAGGCAAGAAUCUGGUGGAUGGCUUUCGAGAUGGUUCGACUACUGAGGUUUCCACAAGAAGCCCUGGUCUUGGUUCUGGGCCUGGAAGAGGUCGAGGUGCUCUUAGGAGCAGACGAGCCCAGAGGCAUUUUAUUAAUCCACUCGUCGCAACAGAGAACUCAUACAUUCCACAACUUUACAAUGAGAAAUUCGAGUUUGAAGAAUGCACAUUUGCUCCAGUUCCAUCCCCAGCUUCUGCUAGGCCAUUCAUUGUAACAGAUGGGAGAAGAAUCAUUAGUAAAUCACGCUAUGAACCAGUGCCUGUACCCUUUGGUAUUGGGUUCGACAAGGAAGAAUCUCGAAAUGGCUCAAAAGUGCCAGAAAGUGUUGUUGGGAUUGCUCCGCUACCUGAGCUGAAUAAAUCCAAAAGGGGAUCCCAAACAGAAAGAUAUAGUAAACCAUCAAAACCAGCAGGUAAUUUGGCGUCACACCACAAUUCCUUUAAUACUAGUAGAAGUUUACUUGAACGAAUGCUCAUGUUCUCCAGUGGGGUUGGCAUUGGUAUUUUAUCUUCCUCUCUAUCAAGCAAAAAAGAUCUUGAUUCGUUGAACGGCACACUGAAGCGAAUGGAGAACUUGGUUCAGGAUUUGCAAGAUGAGCUGGAGAUGAAAGAGGGGUUAACUGUGAAGGAAUUGCCUAAUGAAACAUCUGGUGAACUAGAUGAUGGCAAUAUCAAAGCUCACACCCCUGAUUCAAUAUCAAUGAGCAAAAUUGAAGCAGAACUUGAAGCCGAGCUUGCGAGGCUGGAGUUAAAUAUCACUUCAAACCACUUGGAAGAAGAACCGUUUGACUUGAUUGAGAUCGAUCAGGAGUUCAUUGGAGAUAUUGUUCAGGGGGAACUGAAGAGCGACAUGAUUCGUUGUGACAUUGCUGAUUACAGCAGUGAUAGUGACCAUGGCAGGGACAGCAGACAAAGCUCCCCAGAUUACACACAUGAGACAAACUAUCCUGUCUCACCUAGAGAUCUCAAUCUCCGUCUCCACAAGGUGAUCCAGCAUAGGCUGGAAGAGCGAAUCAAGGAGCUUGAGACAGCACUAGCUCAGAGCCAGAAGCAGGCGCAACUGCACAUGAUGGCAAGAGAGCGAGUCUUCUCCGAACAGACGUGCUUAAACAGUGAUUCAGGUUCUUCUUCCAACCAGGAUAGUCCAUUGUUUAUACAAGAAACUAGCUCCUCCGCCGAACCUUUCUGUCUAAAUCUAUCUGGAGACGCACUAGAAGCCUACGAUGAAGCCUAUGAAGAAUUCAUGAGAAUUGCUGACUCCCCUUGCACCACAAGUACAAACGGGAGGCCUCAGGUAAAUGAAGAUUACUCAGUGGACCGCAGCUUGAUCUGGGGCUUGGAAGAUGAGAGCGCUACGGAGCUGAAAGAGGACAGCACUUGGGAGCAGGCUGUGAAGAGCGGGGACCCUAACAGAGCUCAAGAGAGCGAUGGAGACGAGUCGGGCGACGAGGAUGACCACGAUAGUGAAAUGCUCAUCCAACAGAUUGUAGAGAGAACUAAGCAAGGCUCACCUGUACUCAUACAUGCUCAAAGAAUGUUGUUUUCUGUGGAUGAUUAG
Molecule: messenger RNA, 1929 nt
Organism: Triticum turgidum subsp. durum (durum wheat)
Lineage: Eukaryota; Viridiplantae; Streptophyta; Magnoliopsida; Poales; Poaceae
Source: the annotation of a GenBank genome assembly